Nomascus leucogenys (northern white-cheeked gibbon) is the source of this 411-nucleotide messenger RNA. RefSeq names its product 40S ribosomal protein S13-like. Gene Ontology annotation, cellular component: nucleolus; ribosome; cytosolic small ribosomal subunit. Lineage: Eukaryota; Metazoa; Chordata; Mammalia; Primates; Hylobatidae. Gene Ontology annotation, molecular function: small ribosomal subunit rRNA binding; structural constituent of ribosome. The record is from RefSeq and is a predicted model, not a curated record. The transcript has a single exon. The coding region runs from base 1 to 366 and encodes 121 amino acids. Gene Ontology annotation, biological process: translation.
AUGCUCCUGGGAAGGGCCUGUCCCGGUUGGCUGCCCUAUCGCCAUGGCACCCCUACUUGGCUGAAGCUGACAUCUGACGACGUGAAGGAGCAGAUUUACAAAGUGGCCAAGAAGGGCCUGACUCCUUCACAAAUUGGUGUGAUCCUGAGAGAUUCACAUAGUGUUGCACAAGUAUGUUUUGUGACAGGCAAUAAAAUCUUAAGAAAUCUUAAGUCUAAGGGACUUGCUCCUGAUCUCCCUGAGGAUCUCUACCAUUUAAUUAAGAAAGCAGUUGCUGUUCAAAAGCAUCUUGAGAGGAACAGAAAGGAUAAGAAUGCUAAAUUCCAUCUGAUUCUGAUAGAGAGCUGGAUUCACCAUUUGGCUUGAUAUUACAAGACCAAGCGAGUCCUCCCUCCCAAUUGGAAAUAUGAA